Messenger RNA from Onychostoma macrolepis, 1070 nucleotides. RefSeq names its product nudix (nucleoside diphosphate linked moiety X)-type motif 6 (gene nudt6). The coding region runs from base 134 to 1063 and encodes 309 amino acids. The transcript is spliced from 5 exons. Gene Ontology annotation, molecular function: ADP-ribose diphosphatase activity; NAD binding; NADH pyrophosphatase activity. The record is from RefSeq and is a predicted model, not a curated record. Lineage: Eukaryota; Metazoa; Chordata; Actinopteri; Cypriniformes; Cyprinidae.
UUAAUUUUAGGAUGGAUGAUAUAUAUGUGUUAAAGAUGAAAAGCCUCUGUAUUAACGCGGUUAUGUAAUUUCAUAUGCGGCAGUACUGGAGUGAUUACGCGUCGGCUCGGCUGCUGCUGGGUUGUUUUGUGUCAUGGUGAGCUGGAUCGUGUCCGCCGGGUUCUGCCGGGUCUCUUCUGUGCUCCGCCGGUUCUCCUCGGUGCUCGGACCUCGCAGGGUUGUCUCCGCCGGUGCGGCUCGGUUCUGCUCCGGCUGUCAGGAGCGGCUCUGCGGGCCUCCGCUGGCCGGAGAUGUGGAUCGGUUCGGAGGCGUGACGGUGCGAGACUUUCCGCCGGACAUCAGCGAGGACGAGUUCACCGAGCUGCUGCGGGUGUCUCUCCGUCGCUGGCGGUCAGAUGGACGGGUCGCUGUAUGGCUGUGUGUUCCCAUCGCUCUCAGCAGACUCUCUGCGGCGGCGGCGCGUCUCGGCUUCGGCUUCCAUCACGCCCGGAGAGACGAGGCUGUUCUCAGUCUGUGGCUCGGGCCGGGAGAGGACAGACUGCCUGCCUUCGCCACACAUCAGAUAGGAGUCGCUGGUGCUGUUGUGGACGAAUCCAACGGCAAAGUCCUUGUUGUUCAGGAUAGAAACAAGACGAAGAAUGCUUGGAAGUUUCCCGGUGGUCUGUCAGAUCUGGGAGAAAACAUUGGCGAGACGGCCGUCCGGGAGGUUUUUGAAGAAACCGGCGUCCGAUCUCAGUUCUGCUCGCUCCUCAGUAUCCGCCAGCAGCACAAUCAUCCGGGAGCGUUUGGGAUGUCCGAUAUGUACCUGAUCUGCAGACUCAGCCCGCUCUCCUUCCACAUCGACUUCUGCACUCAAGAGUGUCUGCGCUGCGAAUGGCUGGAUCUGACUGAACUCGCCAGGACCGGCGAGACCACGCCGAUCACCAGUCGCGUCGCCAAACUCCUGCUGUACGGACUGGAACACGGUUUCCAGAGCAUCGACCUGACGAUGGAGCAGAUGCCGGCCGUAUAUUCUGGCCUUUUCUAUCAGCUCUACCACAGACGACUGCCAGAGACGCCAUAGAGCAACU